UUCCGGUGCCAAGAGAGACGCAUUCCAAAUGGAGCACAAAUGUGCCUCCCGUGCUGGGCGCUCUUCAUUCUGUUUGGGAACAACAGAGAGCAGGAUGUGGCUGCUUUAUUAUCCCUCACUGCUGAAGCUUUCAGCCCCAUAGUCCUAUCUUUUUCUCAGGACGAGUUAGAUUUCCUGCCGAGAGUCAAAUGUGAAGACUGUUCUAAGAAACCUGGAGCUGAGCACACUCACCAGAGCUUUGCCAGGAGGGCCAGAGCCUUACUGAGGGAAAGAGAAAGAAAAGUUUUCAGUUCUCCAUGAAGUAUAUGAUGUUUUGCUAUUCAUUUCCAAAGCUUCUGGAAGCAUUCCUCCCAAGCAAGGUGGAGUUGGCGGGGAGAAGCCGGAGGUGAGACGACAAUUGGGAGGACAGGCUAACCCAUUUCCUGAAUUUCCCAUGUGGGGACAGUCUUAGAGCCCGACAGGCUUUGAGACCCGAAGAUGAGCAGCAACGGCAGCAUGGAGGGUCAGCUCCUCUGGCACGGGCCACUGUGCAUUGCCUGGAGGCAGGACCUGGAAGGGGCUGUCUUCCACCUGGCCAACUGCUUCCUGCUCCUGGGCUUCAUGGGUGGCAGCGGGGUGUACGGGUGCUUCUACCUGCUUGGCUUCCUGGGCACAGGCUACCUGUGCUGUGUGCUAUGGGGCUGGUUCGGUGCCUGCGGCCUGGACAUUGUUCUCUGGAGCGUCCUGCUGGCAAUGGCCUGCGUGCUCCAGCUGGCACACCUGGUGUACCGCCUGCGUGAGGACACCCUCCCCGAGGAGCUGGAGCUGCUCUACAAGACGCUGUGCCUGCCCCUGCAGGUGCCCCUGCCAGCGUACAAGGAGAUCGUGCACUGCUGCGAGGAGCAGGUCUUGACUCUGGCCACGGAGCAGACCUAUGCCGUGGAGGGCGAGACGCCCAUUGACCGCCUGUCCCUGCUGCUCUCUGGCCGGGUUCGUGUCAGCCAGGACGGGCAGUUUCUGCACUACAUCUUUCCUUACCAGUUCAUGGACUCUCCCGAGUGGGAAUCGCUGCGUCCCUCUGAGGAGGGGGUGUUCCAGGUCACUCUGACAGCUGAGACUGAAUGUAGCUACAUUUCCUGGCCCCGGAAAAAUCUCCACCUCCUUUUGACCAAAGAGCGAUACAUCUCUCGCCUCUUCUCGGUCCUGCUGGGCUAUGACAUCUCAGAGAAGCUCUACGCUCUCAAUGACAAGCUCUUUGCUAAGUUCGGGCUACGCUUUGACAUCCGUCUCCCCAGCCUCUACCACGUCCUGGGUCCUGCUGCCCCAGAUGCAGGACCAGAGUCUGAGAAGGAUGACGAGGAAGUCCGUGGGCCAGCCGCAUCCCCUCCUCAGGCCCUGCACACGUCUGUCCAGCAAACACCCCCUAGCUCCCCACCUCCACUGGUCACCAGCUCUCCUGCACCUCCUCCCUGGGUCAGAAUGUCCAGGCCCGACAGCGGCGUCCUGGGUGAGGACUCCACCAGUCUGGUUCUGGAGGAUUUUGAGGAGGUGUCGGGAUCAGAAUCAUUCAUGGAUUAUAAGAGUGAUGGGGAGUACAUGAGGUGAGGGGAGAGCUAACAUGGGCACAGCCACCCGGCUCAGGACCCUGUCUUCCAGAACUCCUCUCCGGAGCUACUCUGAAGUUAUGUCCAGGGGACAGGCCCCCUUGGCUCCAACCCAGACUCCUGAACUGUAAGGGUCAAUGGACUGUCCUUUACUCUGGCCAUGUUAAUCCUCACAGGAU
This is a messenger RNA of Dama dama (fallow deer), 1762 nucleotides long. It is a transcript of the gene POPDC2, whose product is annotated as popeye domain containing 2. The coding region runs from base 478 to 1584 and encodes 368 amino acids. Gene Ontology annotation, molecular function: cAMP binding. Gene Ontology annotation, cellular component: sarcolemma. The record is from RefSeq and is a predicted model, not a curated record. NCBI's taxonomy places the organism in Eukaryota, Metazoa, Chordata, Mammalia, Artiodactyla, Cervidae. The transcript has 4 exons.